Trichoderma harzianum CBS 226.95 is the source of this 2920-nucleotide messenger RNA. RefSeq names its product glycoside hydrolase family 3 protein. Gene Ontology annotation, molecular function: beta-glucosidase activity. Gene Ontology annotation, biological process: glucan catabolic process. The transcript is spliced from 8 exons. Lineage: Eukaryota; Fungi; Ascomycota; Sordariomycetes; Hypocreales; Hypocreaceae. The coding region runs from base 314 to 2659 and encodes 781 amino acids. The record is from RefSeq and is a predicted model, not a curated record.
ACUUGUUUGGUUCCCCUCUUCUCGUGUCUUUUCUAGUCCUCUUUCUCUCCUCUUUACCCUCUUCCUCUUGUUAUCUACUGCCGUCUGCGAGUAGCAUGGAAUUGUUUGUUUCUUUCAGUGAAUACAACUCGUAAUAGAAAGACUUAUCGGCAACGUCAUUUUCUGCAAUUUCAAUGAGGUUUUCGUCUUUGAGCCUGCGAGCGCGCGAAUGAUUCGUCUCUAGAGCCAAUCGAUAUUCCGUUUGACGUAUUCAAUUGCCAGCAGUAGACACGCAUGUUUAGCGCUGAUAUUCGUUUUGCGAUCGACCGAAAUCAUGGUGGUAAUGAAGCACAUCGCCCUACUUGCGGGCCUCGCGUUCUGGACGGGCGCCGCUGGAGAUGUCAUCACUGAUGAUGCUCACUUCUACGGCCAAUCGCCGCCAGUUUAUCCAUCGCCUGAAAUGGUGGGCGGCAAUGAGUGGGAGGCGGCUUUCCAAAAGGCCAAGGCCUUGGUCGGCAAGAUGACUUUGGAAGAAAAGGUUAGUCUAACAGCAGGUGUUACGGUUGAGUCUACAUGCUCAGGCUUCAUUCCUGCCGUCAAGCGUCUGAAGUUUCCGGGUAUGUGCCUCAGUGAUGCUGGCAAUGGGCUUCGCAAUACAGAUUUUGUCAGCGGUUUCCCCAGCGGAAUUCAUGUUGGUGCUAGCUGGAGUAAGGACUUGGCUUUUAGGAGAGGAGCUGCCAUGGGUGGAGAGUUCAAGAAGAAAGGCGUCAAUGUCCUACUCGGCCCUGUUGUUGGCCCUGCUUGGCGUAUUGUUCGUGGUGGAAGAAACUGGGAAGGCAUCUCUGUCGAUCCUUGGCUGUCUGGCGUCUUGGUUUCUCAGACUGUUUCUGGCAUUCAGGGGCAGGGAGUUAUUACUAGUACCAAGCACUACAUCGGCAACGAGCAAGAGACCAACCGUAAUCCAGAAGGAAAUACGUCCUCUGUGUCUUCGAACAUUGACGAUAAGACAAUGCACGAAGUAUAUCUAUGGCCCUUUCAAGAUGCUGUGAGAGCAGGUAGUGGAAAUAUCAUGUGCUCCUACCAGCGUGUCAACAACUCGUACGGCUGUUCCAAUAGCAAAACUUUGAAUGGCCUUCUCAAGACUGAGCUCGGUUUCCAGGGGUUCGUUGUUUCCGACUGGGGCGCUCAGCAUGCAGGAGUUGCUACUGCAGAAGCUGGCCUGGAUGUAGCCAUGCCCGGUGCAAGCGAUUUCUGGGGCGACCACUUGGUUGAAGCCGUGAAGAAUGGCUCAUUGCCAGAGUCGCGAGUGACGGACAUGGCAACAAGAGUCAUCGCCACCUGGUAUCAGUUCAAUCAGGACACCGAUUUUCCCAAACCGGGAGUUGGCAUGCCUUCUAAUGUCCUGGAUCCUCAUAAGAUUGUUGACGGGCGAGAUCCUGCCGCUGCACCCGUUCUUCUGAAUGGCGCCAUUGAAGGUCAUGUCCUCGUCAAAAACACAAAGAAUACGCUGCCUUUCAAGUCGCCUCGCAUGCUCUCCCUCUUUGGUUAUUCUGCCAAGACUCCAGACUUUUUUAACCCGUCUUCAAAUCUAUUGUACAGCCAAAAUUGGAUCUCAGGCAAUGAGGCGCUUGACUCAAACUAUGUUUCUGAUAAUGGGCUGGCCACUUUUGGCAAAAAUGGCACCAUGUUCGGCGGCUGUGGCUCCGGCGCCAUCACGCCGGCACUCACAAUCUCCCCAUUCGAGGCCUUGAAGAUGAGGGCUUCCCAGGAGGGUACGGCCGUAUUCAAUGACUUCUUAUCUGACAAGCCCUCUGUUGAGCCCAGUUCUGAUGCCUGCAUUGUCUUUGGUAACGCAUGGGCCUGCGAAGGAUACGACCGUCCUGCUAUCCGAGAUGAUUAUACAGACUCCCUAAUCAAGUCAGUGGCUGACCAGUGCAGCAAGACCGUUGUCAUCUUUCACAACGCAGGUCCUCGAUUGGUAGACGGCUUUGUUGAUCAUCCAAAUGUCACAGCAAUCAUCUUUGCCCAUUUGCCAGGUCAAGAGAGCGGGCCAGCACUCGCUUCACUCCUCUUCGGGGAUACCAGCCCUUCCGGCAAGCUUCCGUACACAGUGGCGAAGAAUGAAUCUGAUUAUGGCGAUGUUCUCGAUCCAGUACAGCCAGAAGGCGAAUUCGUCAACUUUCCCCAGGCCGAUUUCCACGAAGGAGUUUAUCUUGACUAUCGCUACUUUGACAAGAAGGGCAUUGAACCUCGAUACGAGUUCGGCUUUGGACUUGGUUACACGACCUUUGCAUAUUCCAACAUAUCCAUCAACUAUAUUCAGGGGGCAAACACGUAUCCAUGGCCGGGCGGCCCUAUUGUCAGCGGCGGACAAACGGAUCUUUGGGAUGCAAUCGCCACCGUCAGCGUAAACAUCAAAAAUACAGGCAGAGUUCCUGGUGCCGAAGUGGCGCAGCUCUACAUUGGCAUUCCAGGAGCUCCGGCGAAGCAGCUUCGCGGUUUUGAGAAGCCCUUUUUGCAGCCUAAUGAGUCACAGUCGGUGACAUUCCAUCUCACAAGAAGAGAUUUGAGCGUGUGGAGCGUGGAGAGACAGAAGUGGCAGUUGCAGCAGGGCAACUACAAGUUCUACGUUGGGAGCAGCAGCAGACGACUGCCCCUUAAUGGGACGAUGGAUUUAUAAGAGAAGCAAGGCACAGCAGACUCCCGAAUGCAGCUUGAGCAUGGCGAAAUGGUAUGCUGCGUGAUGAAUGGAGCUCCGUAUGGGGUACAUACAUGUGUAGAUACAGCUGUUAGAAGGUUGUUGUUUCCUCCUUCGAGCGCGCUGAGAAGGCAGCAACUAACCGUCUAUUGGAUAGAUCGUAUUUACUUGCUUUGUACUACGUGGAAGUGGUCCAUCGGCUCUAAUAGGCAACUUGAGUAGUCGAGCUGACGCCGAGUUUGA